Arctia plantaginis is the source of this 1578-nucleotide messenger RNA. Lineage: Eukaryota; Metazoa; Arthropoda; Insecta; Lepidoptera; Erebidae. The record is from the annotation of a GenBank genome assembly.
AUGACAUUGUCGGGCAGUUUCAAUGACCCCUUAUCUAAGACGGAUACGGUUGAUAAUUCCAUCAAUUUAAACUCUUUAUAUUGUUCUCAUCUUUGGGCAAAUAGUCAUAUUCGAAACGCUAUAAUAGCAGCACCAUAUGAAGACAGAAACAUAACAUAUUGUUAUACAUGUAAAGGUAAAAUAAGAAAAUAUGAAGUCAAGUCACCAAAAAGUUUUAUGCCACAAACUCAUUCUACUCCUAAUAAAGAAAUAACAAUAUUGAAAGAGGACCUCCCUAUAAAUGGACAAGAAAACUCUCUUGAAAAUAAGAAAACAGAAGAAUUUCGUUCUUUGGACAAUAGUAUUUCAAAAGACCCGGCAUCCACGAUCGUGGAGAGUAAACAACGCAUUCCUUCCAUAUCACAACAGAUCGAUUCUAGUUUUAGACAAAAAUACAUUUCUUAUGAAAUGGAACCUAGAUGUGUUAGGCGACAGAGACUGAGAAAAACCCUGAAGGGUUUUGGAUGUAUAGUGAAUUUUACUAUGACAGACAACCCUUUAAAAAAAAGAACUCAAAUACAGGCCUGCUCAAUAAGUAUAAUGAUUGUAGCAAUCGUAAUAAUAAGUUUUAUUUUAGUAAAUUUUACUCAUCCAAAUUUUAAAGCUGUGGCCAAUAUAACUAGUACAAGCGUAGUGCCAACUAAAGUAAAUUUCAAUAAAACGGUGUCAGCCAAUACUAACGUUUAUUCAGAGUUACUGUCAGAAGCACAGACAAAAGUUGCAGAAAGUUAUUUUACUACUACAGUAUCUACAAGCAAUGCAAUUACAAACAAUAUCACGCAGACAAGUGUAUUAUCAAAAAUCCGUAAAAAUAUUAGAACUUAUCCAAAGAAUUCGAAAGAAGAACUUACCGGAGUGCCUAAAGAUAUUAAUAACAGAGACGUAUCUCAACGCUUUUGCUCGUGCCAAAGAAACGAAAUAUGCAUGUUAGAUGAGAACAGUGGAACAUCAGUAUGUAGAAAGCCAAUAGACGAAGAAGAUCCCACAGGUUGCGGUGGUUUGUGUGCACUUGAGACAGAAGCUUGUCAAUUGGUGGAUAAAGCUCGAGGUGUUCGUGUGUGUCGCCUACUGACACUUGUAACAUGCUCACCUAAGGAAUGGCGUUGCCGUAAUGGCCUAUGCGUAUCAGCUGAAGCUCGGUGCGACGGUUCUAUUCAAUGUUAUGAUCGUUCUGAUGAAAUGUAUUGUGAUUGCGAUUUAACGAAACAAUUUAGAUGCGGUCAUUUCAUAUCUUGUUUUUCGCAAACAAAAUUAUGCGACGGUGUUAUUGAUUGUUGGGACGGUUACGAUGAAGUUAAUUGCACCGUUGAAUGUCCAGAUGACCAAUUUACGUGCAACAGUGGGCAAUGCAUUGCAGCUUCGAGAUUUUGUGACGGCUUAGCAGAUUGUAUGGACGGCAGUGAUGAACCAGACGGAUGUGGCGGCAAUUGCGGUACACACGAGAUACAAUGCAGGAAUCAAAGAUGUGUUCCGCGUACGGUUCACUGUGACGGACGUGACAACUGUGGUGAUGCGUCUGAUGAGUUACAUUGUUUAUAA